UGAAUAGUGAAAAUGGUAUCGCUGCGCAGUCGACUUGUACGAUGAUAUCGUUCAUGAAUUGACGUUAUUUUAAACGGAAAAUGUAGUUCUAAUACUCGCGUAGUAAUAGUCAUUUAUUAGUAAUUGCGUGCGCCUAAUAAUCGUGCCAGAAAAUCGUGCAAUUUUGCUGUAGUAACCGAAUAGACGCUAUGUUGACGACGGGCGUGGCAGACCAGUAAAACAUUACUCAUCAUUUGUGUGUUCGAAUUUAAUUUUUAAACAAUGAGUGCCAAUAACGUGAAUGCUCAAAUUCCCACAACACAAACGCAAGCAACGGCCACAAUAAAAUCGCGACCAAAUAUAAUGCCUAGCAGUUAUUUGUACACAUCGAGUGCGGGCUUAUUAAAUCGAAACUCCACCGACACGAAACCGGCUCCACCACCAACCUUGCCAAAAUAUACUUCUAGUUUUAAUGCGGGUAGCGGUUUUAGAGAUAGGGAUAAAGAUAACAUAGGAGGUUCCUACAGAUUGUCCAGCUUAGACAGGUUAGGAUUACGACAAAAAUACCUCGAUCAAAACAACACAACCCCCACACCAAACGGCACCACCAUGAAUCAGACAAACGGAAACGAAACUCCACCAACAGCUACACAAAGUAAGCGCGAAAUGUUCUUCAAUUCAACAGAUUCACCACCUGUCAAAGAUUCCAAUCGCAUAACCAAAGCCCCCUCAUUAGACAAACCUCCGGAACCACCAACAAAGUCACCACCAGAACUACCUUCCGCCAAAGAGGAGAUUGUUAGGGAAACGAAAGAGAUAGAAGUGGUAAAGGAGCGGCCUAAACUCAAAGAGCUAGAUGGUUACGUCGGCUUUGCCAAUUUACCGAAUCAGGUCUAUCGAAAAGCUGUGAAAAAGGGCUUCGAAUUUACCCUCAUGGUCGUGGGCGAAUCAGGCCUAGGAAAAUCGACUUUGAUCAAUUCCCUAUUCCUAACUGACGUCUACAAUUCGGCAGAUUAUCCCGGACCGACCCAACGGUUAAAAAAAACAGUUGCCGUUGAAACUACGAAGGUGCUCGUGAAAGAAAACGGGGUCAACCUAUUGCUGACCGUCGUAGACACCCCCGGUUUCGGUGAUGCGGUCGAUAAUAGUAACUGUUGGGCCCCGAUCAUCGAAUACAUCGAAAGCAAGUACGAGGACUACUUAAAUUCGGAAGCGCGAGUGACCCGAAAGCCCGAAGCCGACCGACGCGUGCACUGCUGUUUAUACUUCAUCCAACCGUCCGGGCACGGCUUAAAAUCGCUCGAUAUCGAAUUUAUGAAGCGGCUGUGCGACAAAGUGAACAUCAUCCCCGUCAUUUCGAAGGCCGACACGUUGACAUCGGACGAGUGCAACUUGUUCAAAAAGCAAAUCCUCAACGAAAUUGCGCAGCACAAAAUCAAAAUCUACGAGUUUCCAGACACGGUCGAAGAGGACGAGGAGCACAAGCUAAACAAAACGCUCAAGGAUCGAGUUCCCUUCGCAGUGGUAGGUUCGAAUGCGGUCAUCGAACUGGAAGGGAAGAAACUGAGGGGGAGGAAGUACCCGUGGGGAUUGGUCGAAGUGGAAAACUUGGAACACUGUGAUUUUAUCGCUCUCAGGAAUAUGGUGAUAAGGACGCAUUUGCAGGAUCUCAAGGACGUCACCAACAACGUCCACUACGAAAAUUACAGGUGCCGGAAGCUGGCCGGUCUGGGGGUCGACGGGAAACCCUCGAGGAUAUCGAAUAAAAAUCCUCUCGCGCAGAUGGACGAGGAGAAGCGCGACCACGACCUCAAAAUGAAGAAGAUGGAGGCGGAAAUGGAGCAGGUGUUCGAGAUGAAGGUGAGGGAGAAGAAGCAGAAGCUGAAGGACAGCGAGCUGGAGCUGACGAGACGGCACGAAGCUACCAGGAAGAGUUUGGAGCAGCAGGCUAAGGAGCUCGAGGACAAAAGGCAGCAGUUCGAAAUGGAAAAGCAGAAUUGGGAGAAGGAGAAUCAGGUGACCAUCGAGGAGCUACGGCGCAGAUCGUUGGAGGGAAGUAGGGAGGCCGUGGACGGAAAGAAGGAGAAGAAGAAAAAGGGCUUGUUUUAAAAGGUGUAUAAUCGAUGUGCUACGGUUUCUUUAUUGGGUGGAAGAACGAAGGACUGUUUACACAAAAAUAAAGAAGCUUAUUUUUAAAUGGCCAUGUUAUGUGUAAAAAUGUUUGUAUUGCAAAUUUGACUUAAAACUGCCAAGACAAACAUUAUUAUUAAUAUGUAAUAUACAUACAUGCCAACCUGCCUAUACCUUGACAGUUUUAACGGUUAAAUACUUUCCAACUGUAUGUAGAGAUAUGAUCGGUGUAUAAUUAAUUUAUUAAUUGAAUGAGGUAGAAGUAAGAAUUUUACAGUCCAGUGUCCAACUAUGACAUUUUGCUGUAGCGCAAUGUGCCAUUUUUAAAUUUUAAUAUGUAUGCUGUAAAGUAGUAAAUAUCCAUCAUAAUGA
Messenger RNA from Photinus pyralis (common eastern firefly), 2481 nucleotides. RefSeq names its product septin-7 (gene pnut). Lineage: Eukaryota; Metazoa; Arthropoda; Insecta; Coleoptera; Lampyridae. Gene Ontology annotation, biological process: cytoskeleton-dependent cytokinesis; cilium assembly. The record is from RefSeq and is a predicted model, not a curated record. Gene Ontology annotation, cellular component: septin ring; cell division site; septin complex. The coding region runs from base 262 to 2088 and encodes 608 amino acids. The transcript has a single exon. Gene Ontology annotation, molecular function: molecular adaptor activity; GTP binding; GTPase activity.